Messenger RNA from Pistacia vera, 1425 nucleotides. RefSeq names its product AP2-like ethylene-responsive transcription factor At1g16060. Gene Ontology annotation, molecular function: DNA-binding transcription factor activity; DNA binding. The coding region runs from base 73 to 1233 and encodes 386 amino acids. The transcript is spliced from 8 exons. NCBI's taxonomy places the organism in Eukaryota, Viridiplantae, Streptophyta, Magnoliopsida, Sapindales, Anacardiaceae. The record is from RefSeq and is a predicted model, not a curated record. Gene Ontology annotation, biological process: regulation of DNA-templated transcription.
ACAGAGAAAGAAAGAAAGAGAAAAAGAAAGUUAAAAGAGUCAAUCAAUUCAAGGAAAUAACUAACUAUAGACAUGGAAAUGGUGAUGGUGAAGAGUGAAGGAAACCAAGUGAGGCGCCGCGCUUACAUGCCUGCAGAGAGUGAAGUUCAGGCUACAAGAUGUGUGAAAAGGAGGCGCAGAGAUCAUGUUGUUGCAGCUUCACGAGGUUGUGAUGAUCAGCAAACUGGUACUACAGCUACCACUGUGAAAAGAAGUUCAAAGUUUCGCGGCGUCAGCAGACAUCGCUGGACUGGUCGAUAUGAAGCUCAUUUGUGGGAUAAGCUUUCUUGGAAUGUCACUCAGAAGAAGAAAGGGAAACAAGUUUACCUUGGUGCUUAUGAUGAAGAAGAAGCUGCUGCAAGAGCAUAUGAUUUAGCUGCACUUAAGUAUUGGGGCACAUCAACUUUCACCAAUUUUCCGAUAUCUGAUUAUGAGAAGGAAAUUGAGAUCAUGCAAACUGUUACCAAAGAGGAGUACUUGGCCUCUUUAAGAAGAAAGAGCAGUGGCUUCUCAAGAGGUGUAUCGAAAUAUCGAGGAGUUGCAAGGCACCAUCAUAAAGGAAGAUGGGAAGCAAGAAUAGGGAGAGUUUUCGGAAACAAGUACCUCUACCUUGGCACUUACAGUACUCAAGAAGAGGCGGCGCGAGCUUAUGACAUUGCAGCAAUUGAAUACAGAGGGAUCAAUGCUGUGACCAAUUUUGAUUUGAGUACUUACAUCAGUUGGCUAAAACCUGGAACAAACAUGGUGUCUGGUGCUCAUGAGUUGCACAUAAUCACAGAACCACAACCAGUUCCAUCACCAACCAGUUACAUUCCAAGUGAGGACUACUCACCUUUCAACUCCAAUCCAUUCACAGCAGACUACUUGAACUCCCCACCAAAGCAAGAAGAAUUCAGCUUCCAAACCAAAAGUUCUUUUAACUCAUCAGGCAACAAAUCUUCAACCCCAACCGCACUCAGCCUUCUCCUGAGAUCUUCCAUAUUCAGAGACCUGGUGCAGAAGAAUUCAAAUGUGUCUUCAGACGAUCAAGAGUCUGAUGGGGAUGAAACAAAGAACCAACAAGCAGGCUCAAGCAGUGAUGAUGAUGAGUUUGGUGGGAUAUUUUAUGAUGGACUUGGAGACUUCCCUUUCAUCUAUUCUGCCAACAGAGACCAUAGCAUAGACUUUCAGGAAAGACAACACUUCAUUUUGUGAUCAAACAAGAACAGAUAGAUACCUCUGUAAAAAAAGAUGCAGCAGCCUUGUAAAAAUUAAGAUUUAUGUUUUUGAAUUUUUGAGUGGUUUUGUAAAUAGUUUUUGCAGUGGUUUGUUUUUGUAUCUUCCCUAAACUAGGACUUGGUUCAUCAAUGAGCCUUUGUAUGAAUUUCUAUAAUCAUUGUUUUAGUC